AACCAAUGUGACUGAGAGACUGUCAAGAUCUGAGUCUCUGCUCCUGAUAUAUUUUUCAUAAAAAAAAAACUGAAUUUUGUGUAUCGAUUUUCAAAAUGUUUGCAGCCACACUGCUGCAACGUAAACUGAGCCUGGCUCUGCCGCACGCCUUUCGGCCUGUGCCUCAGAUGAACUACAGUGACACGAAAGCCCCGAAUUUCUACAUGUGGGGCGGUGGUUUGGGCAAGCUGCAGGGUGGCCUCAAGGAGGAGGAAUACUUCACCACAGUAAAUCUGGAUCUGAUUGACAAAAUGCGCGACAAGAAGGCCAUCGCCGAGUAUCUACCCAAUUGGGAUGAGUACAACAAGGCCAUAAACAAUGCCGCCCUCUACACCACCGCAUUGAUGAACAAACACAAGAACGUACGCGAAGAGGCGUUUUUCAUGUCCGAGACUGCUGAUAACUUCAAAACGCUGCAGGAGCGCAACCAGAAAGAGGAGGAGGCUAUUGUCAAGGACGUUGAUGCUGCUGGCAACAUGCUGGAAUAGCUUGAAUAGUUAACCGUUUUCGUUUAUAAUUUCAGUGUUAAGGUGGGGUGAGCAAAGAGGAUGGGUGAAAGUUCUGUGCACAAAUAAAAUUGUUAGUUUCUUUAUUUUGAA
Messenger RNA from Drosophila subobscura, 638 nucleotides. RefSeq lists its product as uncharacterized. The transcript is spliced from 3 exons. Bases 96 to 527 code for a protein of 143 amino acids. The record is from RefSeq and is a predicted model, not a curated record. Lineage: Eukaryota; Metazoa; Arthropoda; Insecta; Diptera; Drosophilidae.